This is a messenger RNA of Phasianus colchicus (ring-necked pheasant), 4575 nucleotides long. It is a transcript of the gene CHIC1, whose product is annotated as cysteine rich hydrophobic domain 1. NCBI's taxonomy places the organism in Eukaryota, Metazoa, Chordata, Aves, Galliformes, Phasianidae. The record is from RefSeq and is a predicted model, not a curated record.
CCCUUCCCUGCGCACUGCGCAGACGCGCGGCGAAGCCGCGUCGGGGGUGGGGUUGAGAUGAGCGUGCUGCUCCCCAACAUGGCGGAUUUUGACACGAUCUAUGAGCUGGAGGAGGAGGAGGAGGAAGAAGAAGAAGACGAGGAGGAGGAGGAGUCGUCCGAGCCUGAGCCCGUGGUGCGGAGCCAGGAGCUGCCGCGGCCCCGCGACGCGCCGGAUCCCGUGGUGGUGCGGGGCGCCGGGCACAUCACCGUGUUUGGCUUGAGCAACAAGUUUGAUACAGAAUUUCCCUCUGUUCUGACAGGGAAGGUUGCCCCAGAAGAAUUCAAGACCAGCAUCAGUCAUGUGAAUACCUGCUUAAGAAAGAAUCUUCCUGUCAAUGUAAAAUGGCUGAUUUGUGGCUGUCUGUGCUGCUGCUGCACACUGGGCUGUAGCCUGUGGCCUGUAGUCUGUCUUAACAAAAGAACUAGAAGAUCAAUUCAGAAGUUAUUAGAAUGGGAAAAUAACAGACUAUAUCAUAAGCUUGGUUUGCACUGGAAGCUGAGUAAAAGGAAAUGCGAAACUAGCAAUAUGAUGGAAUAUGUAAUAUUAAUAGAGUUCUUACCAAAAUAUCCCAUAUUUCGACCUGACUGAGGAACUGCAUUUGGUCUUUCAUGUUACCUGUCAUUUUCUACCCUUAGUGCCUUGUAGAUGAUUUUGGAAAGAAGAUGGUCUACUUUGCUGAGAUUUAAAAAAUGUUCUUUGGUAGAGUAUCUUCCUUGCGAUGUUAUUUUUUGUUUGACAACAAUUUGCACAUUUUUUUAAAUGUUAAAUGAGGCUUCUGUGUUGCACUCUGAAUUUUUAACAUUAACAAAAACUGAUAUAGUUGCCACUAGGGAUCUAACAUCAGUGCUGCUUAAACUCGUUCUGAGCAUGCUGCCUUAUUAAUUUCUACAUUUAGCGUAUAUCCUCAAACAUGCACCCUGAUGCUGUGUCAUACUGUAUUUCAUUCCUAUAAAUUCUCAGUAGAAAUGUCCAGGUAAGCGUCUAGUAGUAAAGAUUCUAAUGUCACUUGCUUGCAUAGGACUUGCAAUUAACAGCACUGGUUUUGUCCUGCACUUUGCAAAAUCAUCAUUUACAUUCGGGGGUUAAUUAUUUUACCCACUAUAGAUUUGUAAAUAUUGACUCUUUGCAUAAUGUAAAGCGUGGUAUGCCAAGGUUUACAGAAUGUAAGAUAGCUCUUGUUCUAUUACCAACAGUUUGGCAUAGUUUUAUUCAUUACAUUUGUUAUCAUCCCUCUGAUUGUAUGGACCCAUUCACGUACUGUUUUUAUGGUAAAGCCAUAAUGAGUUUGUACAUAUUGUCAGAUGUGUAGGGCUCAGUUGCACUUUUGUUUAGUAAAUGGAUAAAAAAUGUGUAGCAUUUUGUUUGUCUUUUAACUAUUUCAGGUGUUGUUUGUGGCACCUGAAAUGGGAACCUUAUAUACUGUUUAUCUUUUGAAAAAAUCACAUUUAUGGGGAAAUGGCAGCUGCUAUUAGCAAAAUAUCCCAAAGCCCACUUUUUACAUUUAGAAUAUCGAAAGUCACUUUCUGUGGGUUGUUCUGUUUUGUUUUCUGAGUAGGAAAAAGUGUAUAUUGUAAUUGGAGAGAGUCGUUACUAAGGAGAAGAAUUUGCAACAGCCAAAUGAAAGUUGAAGUAGCUGAGUAUUUUUAUAGCACAACAGUACUUAGGCGUUUUAACAGUUACAUGAUAUGGCAUCCCUUUCUAGCAGAAAUAAAUUUUGCCUAAAUCAGAGCAGUAUUUCGGAAUGUGCUGAUGGGAGGAAGUAGAUCAGUUGAAUGGGCUCACGUGUAUAUUUUGGCAUUCAGGAACAGUUUGAAGAUCCACAAAUGCCUUGUGGAAUUCAGAAGCAUUUUUGGAUUCCUUCCUGUUUGCCUGAUGUCAGGAAGGGAAGUGACUAUAGAAAAACUUACUGUAAUAGCUAGCCUAAGCAAGACCAUUUGUUCAUAGCAAAUGAAAGAAAGAAGCAAAUGACAAUGCGUUGUUCCCUCCCCCCCACCUUACUAACUAGAAAUAAGAGAAAAAAUAAUCAGAUAACUGAUUAUCUGUAAGUUGUGAUGAAUAUAAUCAUAAAUGUCUACAGGCAUUUCUUUGCAGCAACUUAACUCCUUGCAGCAUCACAGGUUGCUUUCUAGUUUCAGACUGACUUAGAACUUCCUCUGAAUGUAUUUGCAUCUCCUCAGUGUGCAAUAUUGUAUUAAAAUACAGUAUUAGUAAAGUCAUUACAUUCUAAUAGCUGUAACAGGCCAGAUACCCAGUACCCACUGUUUACAGAAGGCCAGUUUUAUGUAAGUUGUUACUUGGAAUCAAAUAUCUUGUUCUUCUAACUGUACAGCUGAGUGUCCGAUUCCAGUGCUUCCUGAUCUCAGACUGAUGAUUCAGGCUCUGAAAUCUGUAUAGUUAGUGCAGAGGUUUUGUUGGACCAGUAGAUUGGUAAUGAAUAACUGAUCAAUUGAAUUUGUAAUUUAAUUUAAUGAAUGGACUGCAGUGUUGUGUGAAUUUAACUUGAGCUAUACCUUGCAAUUCAGAUUUCUGUGAGAGAACCAUGCAAAGUAUUCUCUCCAUUUUAUUUUAUUUUUAGGAUGAGUGUUAACUGGAAGCAGAGAAAACACUUAAUGGCAGAAAGAAACAGUGAAAAGCAAAAUUGACAUAGCACAGACAAUUUCCCUUAGAAAUAAGUGCAUGUGGUAUAAGUGAAGGGAGCUUAGCUGGACAGAACAAUAGAAGUUUCUUACAGUUAUGCCAGAACUUUGUUAGGUAUUCUCUUGCUGUGUAAGAAAAACUCAAGAAAUCUCAGCAGAUUCUUAAUUUUUGCUUUUAUGUGACUAUAUUUUCAAAGUGGUUUUUUUUCCAACUAAAAGAGGCAAGCGAGAGUUUCAGUAACUGCCAGUGCUGAGUGCUGAGCAGCCCUCCGUCUCACUGUGAGCAGAAGUCUUCUGCUGAGUCUGUGCUGAUUUCCUUGGGUGGAGUUGAGAGUUUUUCGACUGAUCUGUCUUGUUUCAGUGAAAUGCUGUGCCAAGCAGAGAGAAUACCCUGAGUUUCCCACUUCAGCACAGAGUAUUUAUUUUAAAAGUUUACAUUUCAAGUACAUAAAUUCUAUACGCUUUUACUUUGUCCUAAAUUAUUAAUUAUAUUCAAACCGUGAAAGGGUCUUUUCCUCUUAUGUUUUAAUAGGCACUUAAAAAUGUGGCCAUAAAGCAACUAGUAGAGUAUUAGAGCUGAAACAGAAGUUUACAGCAAGCUCCAUGUUUUAAUAGGAAAAUAAAUUUGCAUUAAAAUACAAAAACAGCAUGCAGUAUUACAUUUGCAUCUGAAAGACAGGUUUAAUAGCUCAUUUAAACAUGAAAGCAACUGUAAAUGCUGCUGUGAACUUGUCUACCUACAGGUUCUCUUUUGCCUAGGCUAUCUUUUGCUUUAAUAUAAAGACAUCCGACAGGUAGUUUGUAUCUCAUAAGACUGGAGAACUCAUUUUCGACAGUAAAAAAUGAGCAUGAAAUGGUAAGCCUGUUUAUAGAGGAUACUUGUUAACUGGAGGAAGCACGCAUAGUAAUGUAACAGACUGAUGUGAGCAAAGUGUAAUAGAAAUGGUGAAGACAGUGCCUUGACUGGUUUCAACAAAAUGAAAACGUGUAGCAAGAAAGGAGAAAAGGGAACUAGUAGAAGUAUGUAGUGUGAGUUUGCAGCAAUUUUUAUAAAGCUCUUACAGGAAUAUCAUCUGUCUAAUCAGUGUUCGGUUUUUCAAAUAAACAUGUUGACACUUUCCUUUUUAACUUGUAUGUAUGAAAUGCCUGUUUGUUUUUCUAAUUAGAAAGUUUUUGUAUGUGAGGAGCAUUAAAGGAUACUGAUGAGCUCUUACCUACAGUUCCCCACCUGCUUCUUGUGAAGUUCUUUUACCAUCAGAGGAGGAAAGAUGUGUUUUAGAACGUGCACAGGCAAGUCUAGGAAGUGUGGACAGUUGUAGAUGAAUAACUUGAAAAAAAGAACAUUUUUGCUAAAAUCUAGAGUGGUAUUGACUGGGGAAAAAAAGUCCCUAUACUUUUCCUGAUAGGUACAAAAAACCACUGUAUGCAAAACUGUAAAUAUACACACAUUAGUGUCCCACUAUGACAAUUUACUAUGUUUACUUGUCAACACACUACCAUCAGAGCAAUAAAAAUGUCGAGCUAUUAAAAUUCACUGUAAAUAAGUUGUUACUUCAGUAAGUAAUGUUGUGUGAUGCCUCUGCCAUUUUCUUCUGCUCUUGCUGUUCUUAUGAUGCUGUAAUGUUACUUGUAUGGCUUACGGAAAGUGGUUUUGUUUAAGGUGUAUGAAACUUUUUAAAUUGUCUUCUUAACAUUUUUAUUCCGUUUACAAGUGAACAGCCACUUUUUUAAUAGGACCUCACACUUUGAAAGUUCUUUUUCUUUCUUUUUAAAAUAAAAUUCUGAGCUCUAUUUCUACAUUUUACUGCAUAGGCUUGUGCUGUUUAAAGAAGUUGGAAGUCAGACAUGCUUAAUCACUAUGAGACAUUUUUUCUUUAAUUAAAUUUAAAGAUGAAAA